This is a messenger RNA of Purpureocillium lilacinum, 7590 nucleotides long. RefSeq names its product type I Iterative Polyketide synthase (PKS). NCBI's taxonomy places the organism in Eukaryota, Fungi, Ascomycota, Sordariomycetes, Hypocreales, Ophiocordycipitaceae. Gene Ontology annotation, molecular function: oxidoreductase activity; phosphopantetheine binding; fatty acid synthase activity. Gene Ontology annotation, biological process: secondary metabolite biosynthetic process; fatty acid biosynthetic process. The record is from RefSeq and is a predicted model, not a curated record.
AUGGGCCCCACGGCAAUCACUGGCAACACAACCUCGCUUGUCUCAGAUCUUCCAGAUCUGUCUAGUUCCCGCCUUGGCAAUGGGGCCGCGAAUGGCCAUGGCGACGGGGCUCAUGGUGUCAAUACAAACGGACACCUGAAUGGCAACGGCCAGGCGAAUGGCCAUACAAACGGUCACGUAAAUGGCCACUCGAACGGCACAACCGAUCACUCGUCCUCACGGACGCCAACAGGCGCCACCAAUGGCUCGCAUGCAAGCAAGAGCCCGGCGACAGAGCCGAUUGCCAUCUGCGGCAUGUCAGUGCGUCUUCCAGGAGGACUGCACACACCACAGCAGUUUUGGGACUUUCUACUGUCCAAGAAAGAUGCCCGCGGCCCCGUUCCGGAGUCUCGGUAUAAUGUGUCCUCGUAUCACACUGAGCCGCGAAAGCCUGGCAGUGUUGGGACAGAGUAUGGAUACUUUCUUGACGAGAGCAUCGACAUCGCAACCGUCGACACAUCAUUUUUCAGCAUGCGCAGAGCCGAGGUUGAGCGAACAGACCCGCAACAGCGACAGAUGCUAGAGGUCGCUCGCGAGUGUAUGGAGGACGCAGGAGAAAAAGACUACAAGGGCCGCCCGAUCGGCUGCUACAUGGGAAGCUUCGGCGAGGACUGGACAGAAAUGUUUGCCAAAGAAAGCCAGCAAUACGGCCUCUACCGGAUUACGGGAUACGGAGACUUUAUGCUGCCCAAUCGCGUGUCAUACGAGAUGGACUUGAUGGGACCAAGCUUGAUCGUCCGGACGGCUUGUUCUUCAUCGCUGGUCGCGCUGCACGAGGCUUGCUUGGCCGUGUCCAGAGGUGACUGCGAAGGGGCCAUCGUCGGAGGCGCCAACCUCAUCAUGGCCCCGGGUAUGACGGCUGCCAUGACGGAACAGGGUGUCAUUGCCCCUGAUGGCUCAUGCAAGACGUUCUCCGCGGACGCCAAUGGGUAUGCGCGAGGCGAAGCGAUCUCGGCCAUCUACAUCAAGCCACUGUCUGCCGCGAUCCGAGAUGGCAACCCUGUGCGAGCCGUCAUCCGAGGAACGGCUUCCAACAGUGACGGAAGGGGUACUGCCGGCGCCAUCCAGGUGCCAAACGAUGUCGCCCAGGAGGCUGUAAUUCGACGAGCGUACGAGGUUGCCGGCAUCUCAGACUUUUCCGAGACUGCGUUUGUCGAGUGCCACGGGACUGGCACCAUGAUCGGCGACCCCUUGGAGACCAAGGCUGUCGGCCGUGUAUUUGGACCCUCUGGGGGGAUCCAAAUCGGAUCUGUCAAGCCCAAUCUCGGCCACUCUGAGGGAGCCUCGGGUCUCUCGUCUCUCAUCAAGGCAGUCAUGGCAUUGGAAAGUCGCACCAUCCCGCCCAACAUCAAGUUCAAUACGCCAAACCCGGAUAUCCCUUGGGAAUCGUGCGGCUUGUCUGUGCCCACGGAGCCAAUGCCGUGGCCCGAGGCGCGUCUCGAGCGUAUCAGUGUCAAUUCGUUCGGAAUCGGAGGCAGCAAUGCUCAUGCCAUUCUCGAUUCCGCGCAAAGUUUCGGCAUCUCUCCCAGUUCCAAGAGGCCAGUCACAUCGCCGCAGUUGCUUCUUUACUCCGCCAACACGGCCGACUCCCUCAAAGCCAUGAUUGCCAACUACGAAGAGUACAUGGAGAAGAACCCCGACAGAGUCGGCGACCUGGCUUUCACUCUUGGCAACCGAAGAGAGCAUUUGCCGCACCGGGCGUUCUCGGUGGCAAGCCCACUGGGAGCCGUCACGACGUCUCCGAUAGCCAAGGCAGGGCCAGCACCUAGUGUCGUCAUGGUCUUCACGGGCCAGGGAGCCCAAUGGCCGCAGAUGGGCCGCCGCCUGUUCCACAGCGCCGAGUUCCCCAUCUUUAAGAAGACCAUACAGGCGCUGGACGUCCAUCUGCGUUCGGUGCGGAAUGCACCGGACUGGACCAUUGAGGAGGAGUUGCAAAAGCCGACAAAGACCAGCAGGCUGGGAUCCGCCGAGCUUUCGCAACCACUCUGCACGGCGAUCCAAAUCGCAUUGGUAGACACCCUUGCGUCCAUCGGGAUUGAGCCAGCAGCUGUCGUUGGCCACUCUAGUGGCGAGGUGGCGGCGGCCUACGCCGCCGGCGCCAUCACGGCCAACGAAGCCAUCACCGUCGCUUUCCACCGUGGCCAGGUCACCAAGCUGCAGACCAAGUCGGGUGCUAUGGCGGCGAUUGGUAUGGGCUCUACUGAUGUCCGCGAGUUCCUGCAACCGGGGGUCAUUGUCGCUUGCGAAAACUCCCCCAAGAGUGUCACUCUUGCGGGCGACUCCGAGGCGGUCCACAGUGUCGUGGCCAAGAUCAAGGAGGCUCGCCCGGAUGUCCUGGCUCGUCUCUUGCAGGUCGACAAGGCCUACCACUCGCAUCACAUGGCUGAAAUUGGCGAUGACUACCAUGCUCUGAUCGAGAACAAUGUGUCCGCCAAGAACCCGCGAAAGCUAUUCUUCAGUAGCGUGGAGGCGAAGCUGCUCACCCAGGCCCAAAGCUUCGGGCCGAGGUACUGGCAAAAGAACCUCGAGUCUCCCGUCCUCUUCAACUCUGCUGUCACCGGAAUCUUGCGUCAUGAUAUUGCCAAGAACAUGGUGCUUCUCGAAGUCGGGCCGCAUUCGGCCCUUGCGGGACCUCUGCGACAGAUCCAGACACAGCUUUCCGACUCAUCGCCAUACGCCUCCGCACUCGCUCGCAACCAAAACGACGUGGAGGCGUUCCUCACGGCGGUAGGAAAGCUACAUGUCCUCAAUGUCCCGGUUCACUUGGAAAAGGUCAUUUCCAAGGGCACGGUCCUGCCUGAUCUGCCGAGAUACCCAUGGAACCAUUCGGAGAAGUUCUGGUACGAGUCCAGGCUGAGCAAGGAGUGGCGACAACGCGAACACAAGUACCACGACCUCUUGGGCGUCCGCGUGCCGGAAAGCCUCGAAUUCGACGUGCACUUCCGCAACCUGUUCCAUCUGGACAACGCACCAUGGAUCCGCGACCACAAAGUGGGCGACGACAUCGUGUUCCCGUUUGCAGGCUACGCGGGGAUGAUUGGCGAGGCAGUGCGCCAGCUGACCGGCGUGGAGGAAGCCUUCACCCUGCGCAACGUUGUGGUCAGCACGGCGCUUGUUCUCAACGACGGCAAGCCAGUUGAGAUCAUGACUACAAUGCGGCGCCACCGCCUUACCAAUUCGCUUGACAGCGACUGGUGGGAGUUUACCAUUGCGUCGUACAAUGGCACGACUUGGACCAAGCACUGCUUUGGCGAAGCCAAGGCUCACAACGAGCGAGGUGCCUAUGCGGUGAUGAAGACGCCACUCUUGAGAAAGGUCGGAACACGUCGCUGCUACGAUUCCAUGGCCAAGUCUGGUCUCAAUUUCGGCCCUGCGUUCCAGAGACUCGACGACGUCCGCUCCGACACGCUGACUCAAAAGGCAACUGCAGAAGUCUAUGCCGGAGAGAACGAGGGCAAGGACUACCACCUGCAUCCGACAGUCAUUGAUGCCUCACUGCAGCUGCUCAGCGUCGCUGCGUCCAAGGGCUACGCCGACUCGACGACCAAGAUGAUGGUUCCCACCAACAUUGAGGAAAUGUGCAUCUACCGCUGCUCGGACAAUGUGCAAGUUCGCGCGUCUGCUUCCUACACACCCAACGGCUCAAUUGCGGGAGACGGACAAGCCAUAGCCGCAGACGGCAAGCUUGUCCUGCGAAGUACUGGAAUCAGGCUCUCCAUCGUCGACGACCAGAGCGACGGCGAGUCUAGCGGCGCCACUGCUCGAGCGGAAUGGGGCCCUCACAUUGACUUUUUGGACGUCAACACUCUCAUCAAGCCAUCGGUUGACCGCAGCGAGCACAUGCCCCUUCUUACUGAGCUCUCGCAACUCUGCAUGGCUCACACGAAGCGAGUGAUUGCGGGAUUGAACACAUCGAUUGCCCACCUGCACAAGUACCGUUCAUGGAUCGAUCGUCAACUGGAAGCUCCGGGCCUUGCUACUCUAGCCACCCUGGAUCGCACUGCCAUUGAGAGUCGGGUCAACCGUAUUGUCAAUGAGCUGUCGCAGACCCCAGCGGUGGAUGCGGCUGUGGCUAUCCACAAGAUCUUCAGCAAUGUCGAGAGAAUUUUCUCGGGCGAGGUCGAGGCUCUAGAUCUUUUGCUGAGCGACGACACGUUGACGAAGCUCUAUGUCUUUAUGGACCAGUGCGACGAGUCUCAAUUCUUCAAGCAUCUCACUCACAGCAAGCCCAACUUGCGUGUUCUUGAGAUCGGUGCAGGAACGGGAGGCUCGACGGCGAACAUCCUGCAACAGCUCACGCCUGACGGCAAGAAGCUGUACUCCAAGUACACGUACACCGACAUUUCCUCAGGCUUCUUUGUGGCGGCCAAGGAGAGAUUCGCCGCAUUCUCUAAUAUGGAGUACGCAACGCUGGACAUUAGCAAGGAUCUUGCCGAGCAGGGCUUCGACGGCCGCAAGUAUGACUUGAUCCUGGCUACGAAUGUCAUUCACGCCACACGGUCGCUCAACGAGAGCUUGCGGAACGUUCGAGAGCUGCUUGACCCCAACGGCCGCUUCUUGCUGCACGAGCUCACAUCGACUUCCAAGUGGGUCAAUUAUGUUUGGGGUACCUUGGCCGGCUGGUGGUAUGGUGAGCCUGACGGUCGACCUGAUGAGCCGUACGUCAGUGUGGAACGUUGGGCCAAGGAGUUCCAGGGUGCUGGCUUCCGGGCACCCGAUGCCGCAGUACUCGACUCAGCGGCACCGCAUCAACUCAAUGCCAUGAUCGUGGCCAGGCCGGCCAUUGAGUCCCUCCCCGAGAAACGGGUUACCGUUGUGGCCUUGAACGAAAAGUCAGGGAAUGCAGCUACGCUGCUCCAGACUCUCGAGGGCAGGGGCUACGCUGUUGAUCGAUCCACGCUAAGCAAUCUUCAACUGUCCGCAGGUAGAGAUGUCAUCGCUCUACUUGACGAGGACAGGCCCUUCUUUGAGGACGCUGAUGAGACCCGGCUUGCAUCAUUCCAGAACCUCGUGAGCAGCUUGAAGGACGCGGGGAUCCUCUGGGUGACUGGCCUUUCGCAAAUCCGCUGCGACGACCCACGGUUUGCUCAGAUCAAUGGCAUUGCCCGCGGCAUUCGCUCUGAAAUGCUGGUCGACUUUGCCACCUGCGAGGUCGACAGCGUCGUGUCCUCACUGGGCAAGAUUGCUGACGUGUUUGAGAGGUUUCAAUUGCGCCAGGAAGACGAGGCUCUUAAACCUGAGUUCGAGUACGCAAUUGUGGACAACACGGUGCAUGUCGGACGCAUUCAUCCGUUCGCCAUUCAGGAGGAGCUUUUGGUGUCCGAUUCGAACGACGCUGUCGCUCUCCGCACGAGCAAGCCUGGGCGGCUUACAGCGCUGCAUUGGGCUCGCCACCAUAUCGGUGAGCUGGAAGGCGACCAAGUGGAAGUAGACGCCUAUGCCACCGGUUUGAACUUCAAGGAUGUCCUUUGCGCCAUGGGUAUCGUAGAGGCGUCCGAGAAUGGCUUCGGCCUUGAGGCCGCUGGCAUUGUGCGCCGCACCGGACCGCAGGUCAAGGGCUUGCAGGCCGGUGACCGUGUUAUGCUCAUCGGUCACUGUGCGUUCGCUACGCGAAUCGUUGUGUCGGAGAACUUGUGCGAGAAGAUUCCCGACGACUUGGCGUUCGAAGACGCGGCAACGAUGCCUUGCGUUUUUGCCACGUCUAUUUACUCCAUCUUCAACAUUGGUAAUCUGAAGAAGGGACAGUCCAUUCUCAUCCACAGUGCCUGUGGUGGUGUCGGCCUCGCGACCAUCCAGCUUGCGCAGAUGGUUGGCGCCGAGAUCUACGCCACGGUAGGCAAUGAAGACAAGGUCACGUAUCUCAUGGAGACGUUUGGUCUGCCGCGAAACCGCAUCUUCAACUCCCGCAACACGUCCUUCGUUGACGACGUCCUGCGCGAGACGAAUGGCGAAGGCGUCGACCUCGCGCUCAACUCCUUGUCUGGCGAGCUCCUGCACGCUACCUGGAAGUGCAUCGCUGUGUUCGGCAAGAUGGUCGAGAUUGGCAAGAGAGAUCUCAUCGGUGCCGGCAAGCUGGAUCUCAGCAUCUUUGAGGCCAACCGCAACUACUGCUGCGUCGAUUUGGACCAGAUUUGUUUCCGCAAGCCGACGAUUGCGAAGGAGCUUCUCGGAACUAUCGUCCGUCUCUUCAAGGAGCGCCAUGUUCAGCCCAUCAAGCCGAUCAAGGUCUUUAGCUCUGAUGCCACCCUUGAUGCCUUCCGGUACAUGCAGCAGGGCGUGCACCUGGGCAAGAUUGUCGUCGCGAUGCGUGACGCUGAUGGCCAGACGAAUCUCGGAGCGGCGAUUAAAGAAAGGAAGCAGCCAAUUGCUUUCAACAACUCGGGGGCAUACCUGCUGGUCGGUGGCCUUGGAGGGUUGGGUCGCUCCAUCUCCACCUGGAUGGUCGAGCGAGGAGCCCGCCAUCUGAUCUACCUCUCGCGAAGCGCUGGCGCACUGGUCAAGCACCAAGAAUUCGCCGAAGAGCUGUCCAGCAUGGGUUGCCGCGUUGACUUUGUGCAAGGCGACGUGACCAACCUGGCGGACGUGACCAAGGCUGUCGACAAGGCCCAGGGCUGGUUGCGCGGCAUCUUGCAAAUGUCCAUGGUGCUGUCGGACCAGAACUUUGCGCGCAUGACAAUCCAGGAGUGGAAGACGGCCGUUGAUCCCAAGGUCAAGGGCACAUGGAACCUUCACAACGCUUCGCUGGCCGCCCAGGCCAAGCUGGACUUCUUCGUCCUCUUCAGCUCCCUGUCCGGCAUCAUCGGACAGCCCGGCCAGACCAACUACGCUGGCGCGAAUACCUUCUUGGAUGCUUUCUCUCAGUACCGCACCAACAAAGGCCUGCCGGCUUGCGCAAUCAAUAUCGGUGCGGUAGAGGAAGUCGGAUACAUGGCUGAGCAUGAUGCGCUGAUGCAGAAGCUGAAGAGCGCUGGCGGUGCGGACGGCACUGUCUCUGAGCGCGAGCUUCUCGAGGCCAUGGGGGUGGCGAUGACCGCGCUGUCCCGCACCACCACGACUAACGAGCGGCGGGCCACUCCAUCCAACAACUUCUGCCUAGGCUUCCGCUCCAAUAUUCCCCUCAGCGACCCAAGCGUCCGCUCGCUGUGGAAGAAGGACCUCCGGAUGGCCGUCUUCCACAACAGCGGGGAGAGUGGCAACGCAGCGGGCGCUGGUUCCAACGAUGCGCUCAAGUCAUUCAUCAGCCAGGCAAAGAGCGACGCGGCACUGCUCGGAAAGGCCGACUCGGCGCAUUUCCUCGCCGUGGAGAUUGGCAAGAAGGUGUUUAGCUUCCUGCUCAAGUCGGAAGAGGACCUGCAGACAUCAUGUUCGCUGUCGGACCUCGGCAUGGACUCGCUCGUCGCAAUUGAGAUGAGGCAAUGGUGGAAGACGGUCUUUGGCUUUGACAUAAGCGUGCUGGAAAUGAUGGGAAUGGGCACGUUGGAUGCGCUCGGCGAGCAUGCGGCCAAGGGCAUGCAAAAGGCAUUCCAUGGUGAGGGGGAAUCGUCGAAUUAG